Molecule: messenger RNA, 1152 nt
Organism: Penicillium waksmanii
Lineage: Eukaryota; Fungi; Ascomycota; Eurotiomycetes; Eurotiales; Aspergillaceae
Product: putative transcription regulator PAB1642
Exons: 1
Coding region: 1-1152 (383 amino acids)
Source: RefSeq, a predicted model, not a curated record
AUGACCAGUCAAAGCCCUCUCACUUCCUGGCUCCUCGCCAGCACUCCGAAAUCCUUCAAGCGCGCCACAACACACCCAUUCCUCGCCUCCGCAGGCCAAGGCACCCUCCCAAAAAGCACUCUCUCCCAAUGGCUCUCACAGGAUAGACUCUACGCACAAUCCUAUAUCCGCUUCAUCGGCUUCCUGCUCGCGAAAAUUCGACUCCCCGCCGAAGCCUACAAUCCCAACCCUAACCUUCCGCAAUCCACAGACGCCCAAGCCGUCAACGUCCUCAUCGACGCCCUCGUAAAUAUCCGCACAGAGCUCCAAUUCUUUGAAGCCACCGCUGCAGAAUACAACCUCGAUCUAACGGCCAUUGCCUCGGAAGAAUGCGGCGCGGGUCUUACAAAGAGCGGCAGUAUUGCGACGUCCGCGGGCAUUUCUACCAUGGGCUCGGGCUCGUGUCCCGGGUUCACGGGGUCGGCGUGUCAGGGUAAAGGGUAUUCUGCGGCGGCGUUGCAGAGCGGCGAAUUCGAAGACGAGGUUCAGCCGCCUGGUCUGACUACGACUUAUGAACCGGAUCUGCAUCGCCUAUGCAAUGCGCAGGGUGAGUGUCAGAUGCAGGAUAGGAGUCAAACGUGUUACCCGCUUUCUCAGCAGCCUUCGAAGGAGGAUGCGGGUGCGGCGCAGAUGCCGACAACAUCUUCGAAAUGCGAGUCUGGUCCGCAGCCCACUCCAGGAUACCCUUCGUCUGUGGCGCCUGUGGAGCCUGGUGGUACGGUUUACUUUGGGCCGACGACGAUCACGCGUGCUUAUAUUGAUAUGUUUAUGUCUUCGGCAAGCUCGGGGGUGUCGGUUAUGGAGGGAAUGGCUGUUCUCUGGGCGACUGAGGUGUGUUAUCUCCGGUCUUGGAAAUAUGCGGCGACAUUUUUGCAGGGGAGAGAGGGUCCUGCAGAGGAUGAUGCGGAUGGAGGUUCGUUGAGGGAUAAGUUUAUUCCUAAUUGGUCUAGUAAGGAGUUUGAAGGCUUUGUCGGUCGCAUUGGUGAUGUUUUGGAUAGUAUGGCUGAGCAGACGAAGGGCGUGGAGGAGGCGGAGGCGAUGCGCCGGAGAUGUUUGGAGUGGUGGAGGCAAGUGGUUUGGUUAGAGGAGCGGUUUUGGCCGACUUUGGAGUGA